AUGUCUAGGAAUUACGACAACUGGGAAAGGCUGGUGGAUGCAGUGUUGCGGCGAGAAAAGGAUUGGCAAAUUGCUCAUGAUCACUCGAGGAGCCCGAGCAGCAGCUCGUUAUCAUCAGAUUCCAGUUUACCGACUGAUCACGGACCUGUCAACAUUUGGAGGGCAGAACCAUAUUUGUAUGAGCAGAAUCCCACAGCUUUCUCCAAGGAUGUAAUAACUAAAGGAGUUUUUAAGAAAACUACUGUUCCCGAGCUAGUAUUUCUAAGAGGUUGUAGUCCUUCUUUUGUCCUGGGAGAUAUAUUCAGGUCUUCUGCUCAGGUUCUUGGAAAGGGAACAUUUGGGACUUCAUACAGUGUAACACUAGAUAAUGGAAAUAAAGUCGUGGUAAAGAAACUGAAGGACGUAAUCCUUAGUAAACGAGAAUUUGAGCAGCAGCUGGAGAUAUUUGGAAGCAUAAGGCACGAAAACGUGGUAGUGCCAAUAGCUUAUUAUUUUUCCAGAGAUGCGUUCAUGAUUUAUGACUAUCAAAGUCAAGGGAGUUUAUCUGCUCUGCUACAUGGAAACACAGUUGAAAACCAGCCAGACUGGGAAACACGUCUAAGAAUUGCAAAAGGUACAGCAAGAGGUAUUGCCCAUAUACACACACGACAUCGCGGUAGGCUUGUCCAUGGAAACAUAAAAGCCUCGAACAUUUUUCUCAACUCCCAAAAAUAUGGUUGUGUUUCUGAUUUUGGCUUGGGAAGCGCGGAAGUAGUACCAGUUGUAAUGUGCACUACUGGAUACCGUGCCCCGGAAGUGACAAUUGCGGGGAAGGUUUCUCAAGCGUCUGAUGUCUACAGCUUUGGAGUCUUGCUGCUUGAACUUCUCACUGGAAAAUCCCCCAUGAAUGCAAUCGGUGUUAAAAAGGUAGAUUUAGUCAAAUGGGUUCUUUUCUUGUUAGGUAAGGACAGGAGACUUGAAGUGUUCAAAGGUUUGGCUCUGCGUUUCCCUAAUGAAGUGGAAGAGAUGGGGAAGAUGUUACGAGUGGCAAUGAGUUGUGUGGCAGAUAGUCCACACCAUAGACCUAAAAUGCCCGAUGUGUUGAAAAUGGUAGAGGACUUGUAA
Molecule: messenger RNA, 1104 nt
Organism: Fraxinus pennsylvanica
Lineage: Eukaryota; Viridiplantae; Streptophyta; Magnoliopsida; Lamiales; Oleaceae
Source: the annotation of a GenBank genome assembly